This is a messenger RNA of Paramecium octaurelia, 451 nucleotides long. The record is from the annotation of a GenBank genome assembly. Lineage: Eukaryota; Ciliophora; Oligohymenophorea; Peniculida; Parameciidae.
AUGAAAUGCAAUUCGAAACGGAUGUAAAUACUCCUUUCAAAUUUUAAAGAUCAAUCCAUUGAGGAAUUCUAGAUAUCUAAAUACUUAUCAUUUUACAUAAAGUUUCCUUUGAUUUAUUGUACAAAUAUAUAAUUGAAUGUAGAACUGUUAAAUAAUAUAACUUAAAGGUUUUAAUUCGGACUUGGUGGUAAUUAGGAUGGAUGUUUUUAAAAUUAAAUGGGUUAUUCAAAUUAGUAAAGAAAUUUAGUGAAAUAGUGUGUAAAUUUUUGCAAUAUGAUGCGUGUUCAUACUUACUUUGAAAAAGUAGUGUGAUUGAUAUAAAGAAAGAGAAAUAGAUUAAUAUUCAUUGAGUCUAUAGUUUUAGUUAGAGUUGAUACAAUAGAAUUAAAUCUAUAAGGUGUAAACUUCUCAAAAAUAUAAUUAUAUUUUCUAAAUGAAUGAAAAGAAUGAG